AUGAGCGCUUUUAGAGAGAGUCCCGGUUCUCUGAGAGCCCUGGCUUUAGCCAAAUUAGUAAACCAUUCAGAGGGUUCUCGAUCUAUAGAUAAGCUCGUGGCUUCCCUUCCUGUCUCUUAUUCCUCGCAUCCCGCCAAGCUAUACACCAUUCCUCUAACCCUUAAUGAACUUGAAGUGCUUUUGGGCGUUUGUCAAUUUGUGCCUUCUACUGCACAGAGUGCUCAAUCACUCUUAAAAAAAUGCAUAAUCCCGUAUUUUCUGUCCAACCCAAGACAGAAAUUUACAGACUAUGUCAUUAAUAAGUAUAGGCAGCGAGGCUUGAAGCAUCCUACUGAGAUACUGUCUUUCGAGCUCUCAAGGUCCAUUAUAAGAAUUAGUAGAAUUUUCCCACAGUUCAUUGACGAAAUUCGAGAGCAGAUUGAUGAAUACCUGCAGUAUAUGUCCAGUAACUUGACAGUUGAGAAUCUCCUGUCUUUUGCGGGAUUCCUUGAGGCCUUGGUGUAUGAACAAAAUAAUUUGCUAAGUUCCUUUGUCAUCAGUGUCCUCCAAGCAUUUAUUAGCGAGGAUUUUCUUUACGCCGUCGAAAAGACUGUUAGAAAUUCUGUUAGUAAGGAUGUUCUUAUCGAUUAUUUUGAUCAUAAUCGGGAAAUAUCUUCUUUGCUGUUUUGUGAACUUAUAGAAAAGCUACAAGUGACUUACGCCGCCUCUUUGUUGAAUGUGCCAAAAAAACAGACUUUGGACUCAUACUUGUUAGAUCUAAAGCAUGCACAGUUUCUUGAUGGUGAGAACAAAGCACUGAAAGAUUUUGAGAAAAAGGUUGGUCAACAGAGAUCGAAACUCUUGGAAUUGUGCAAAUUUUCCUUCAGACAAAUUACUGAAGUUGAGGAGGGCGCAAAGUAUAUUGACUUGUCGAGUCAAAACAGGCUGGAAUCAGCAUACACUGCGAAGUCUUACAUGUUGCAAAUAUUGUCACUAGGGCUAUUCUUGAGCCAUGAAGUUGAAGAAGUGAUAGAAAUGAUCCGGGACGCUGUUAUUGAUCUUCCAACUAACAGCUUUGCUUUGAAGACAAGCCUUCUUACUACUGUAGUCUGCGUUGCGUCUUUGCUCAACUAUUUCACUGACUCGGUGUCAGCAGACCUGCUACGCGUUUUUCCAUUAAUGGUUACCACGAAGCUGAUCACAAAGCAAAAAGUGGCAACAAUUUCUUCAGCUGUAAGCAAAGGAUUGAAACCUCUUACAGAGGAUGUAAUUGUUGGAACGAUAUACAACAUCAACAACUUGUUGGCCUUGGCUCAAGAUGGAUUGCACAUGACGCCAGUGAAGGAUCGCCGUUUGACUACUGUUUUAGGGACUAGCAAUCAUUUUGACCGUUUAUUGUCUUCUAGACCUACAAGGUCAAAUACUGUUGGAACUUAUCAAUCCUUACAAAAAUUGAAGAUUGCGGAAACGAGCAUCGUCCUGCAGCAUGAGUCCAAACUUGAAAAUUACACAAGUCGCCAAGAAGAGGUUGAAAGCAAUUCAACUCUUUACCAUGAUAGUCUCUAUGAAAAUGUGGUAACAGCAACCACGACAAUGGCCUCUGUUUACAAUGAUCAGUCAAUAACUGCACUGACAAUAACAAUACUGACCCAAAAAAUAAAGUCAGCGUCACCACGACUUGACAGAAAAAUUCUUGAGGGAUUGGCGCAUCUUGCAUUGAAGGUGAACCGAUCAGAAUUCAACUUGCUGAUGAAGUUUUUCCAUUUAUCAACAAACAGCGCCUUAGACAAUCAAGAUGAAAAAAUGAUGAAAAGUUUAAUUGCGGCUAAGUCCAUCAUUGCUGAAGGUCUGGCUAAAGAAGAUCUGCAUAACAAUCUUUUCCGGAUUUACCUGCGCUACCUGCUGGAUGCUAUAGUUGCUAGAGGCGAUGUUGAUCGAUCUGAGCAUCACAGAUCACAUUCUGAAAUUUCGAAGGUUGCAGAUCAGAUUGCAGUGUAUCUUAAGCCGCUUGCUUCACUCCUCCCUAAGCCUGGAGAAAAACCUUUAGACCUGAUUCAUGAUGAGGAAAUCACGAAUGUUUUCCGGAAUGUCUGGUUCAACGCAGCAGUACAUGGUUUCCAUGGAGCAGCUGCCUUGACCUCGAAGAAUCAUGAAGAGCUUUUGGUGAUUGCCUAUAACUCUCCUCCUCUUGCUUCUGAUUUUGCUUCAGGAAAUCGUGAGACAUCCCUCGAUAUGAAUACGAUUCUCCGGCGAGGUUCGUCUAAUCACAACCUGAAACAACAGAAGCUCAUACUUUCAGACCAUCUAUCUAUGAGUCCUGUUCAGGCGAGGACACUUUCUUCUUCGAAAGUAAUGUUUCUAGCUGCGACUCUACUGUUGGAGGGUCUGAGGUGCGAGGCGGGGGACUGCUCAAAAACACUUUUGUACUGUUCGGAUCGCUCAAUUGUAAAGAGCGGGCUUGACAAAUUUGUCAGCUCGAUAUCUGUGUCAAUGGUUCAGAGAUAUACAAAACUUGUUAUAAAAGGAGACUCCGUUAUAUUCUCCGCUGAAAAUGUUGCUAAACAACUUGACAAUAUAUUACUACUAUUGACGCAUAGAGAUGCUCCACUUCAAGAUGCUGCGUACCAAAGUUGUGAUAGAUUCAUUGAGAGGAUACCCUCAAGUCUCUGUCAUCGUGAUUCGUUGUAUACACUAUUAGACUCCCUCACCAUGUUGUUCGAUAGCGUAAUUGCCUGCGAAGCAAACAAACAUGAGGCAGUUUUCGAAUUCACAUUGAAGCAUUCUAAUAGGAAAAUGAUGUUACCAGAUUCACUGAAUUGGAGAUCUCUAACGCUCGAAAAGCUCCAAAAAUACGCGACUCGCUGGGUCACGAUGAUCCUCAAAACGGCCAAUCAAGAUACAAAAAUUCUUCUGCAGUCUUACAUUUCUGAUGUGAGCAGCACAAGAAGACUGAACAGUAUUGAGUUUGGGGUUUCAUUUGCCUUGGAAAUGGCAGCGAAAAUUUUACCUGUUGAUAGGGAGCUUGCCAAUAUCAGCCAGGGUGGAUAUCGCCGCCCUGACAGUAUCUCUGGCUUUCUAUCUCAGCAUGCUUGGCGGUCCAGGUUUAUCAUGGAUCAAAGCGUUUUAUCAACAUAUGAUGGCAUCGAGGCAGAAAGGAAUUUUUCAAGAAGAAAAAUAUUGGCGCAUCUAGAAAACAAAAAGCCCUUGGACUACAAAGAUAUCAGUGCUUUUCUCGACCUUUCUGCUUCCCUUCUCAUUUUGAGGCAGGGAAACACCGCAUCUUUAGUGUACGAUAUUGUUUGCAUCCCUUUCCAGAUCUUCACAUCGGAUACCAUUAAAAUUGCAACAAAUGUUUGGCUUUCUGUAAUUAACGAAAGAAGUGACGUUGGCUAUUUGUUGCUUUCAGAGAUUGGUCAUUGCUGGAGGGAUUCCAUAGACAACAAUACCGGUUUAUUUUCCAUGAAGCACAACUUGGUAGCCGAAGAAUUUCAGUACAUGGAGUAUUCUCCUUACAACAAAAAAGAAAUCAAUAGGCGUGCCCAUGCAGCGAGCAAAUCACUCCAGCCCCAUUUGCAACUGAUAAGAUUCCUCAGUUCUCACUUUGAGGGAACAAUGUUUGACAGUUUGCACUUGCUUCACAUUUUCACGAAGCUAUGUCUCUAUGGCCUGAAGAAUCUCGGAAAGGCUAGUCUUCAUCCUUUUGCCAGAAUUGCGCGCAGCGAGCUGCUCUACUUUGGUACCCUUGUUUUUGCAACCAACGUCAAACACAAUACACUUUACGUCCCUGAAAUAAGCCGCUUCCUGGUUGACGGUGCUCUCACAUGGUUUGAAAAACCAAAAUCCUGGCCAUUCGGUGCCAACGAGCUCAAAAUAAGGGCAGAUUUAGCUCUUUUGAUUGAAGUGUACCGAAAACUCAAAAGCCAAGAGGCAAAUUUGAAGGUUCACUGUUCUAAGGAUGUAUCUCUAUUGGAACAUUUUUUGCUAAGUGAAAUUUAUUCCGUCGAAACCUGGUUACGUCCACUUGCUAAGCCUACAGACAUGGUAAAGCCACCCACUGACCUCGUCUCUCAUGCUUUCAAGAAGAAGCCUGAACUAGCGAUAAACCUUGUAGAACGGUAUCCCUUCAAAAAGUCUAGCGAAAUAUUGACACAACUUGUCAAAGAAAACCCUUUGCUUUGUGCACACUCGCAGAAGACUCUUUCCUUCUUUUUAGCCGGAGGCAAGGAUAUGCACUACGUUUUGUACUGGGCACCCGCCAGCCCUCUGAAGUCAAUCAACUUGUUUUUACCUCAAUGGGCGCAAAAUACGUUUGUUAUACAAUACAACGUGCGUGCCAUUGAAACCCAUGAUGUUAAUUUGACCUUUUUCUAUGUUCCACAAAUUGUUCAAUGUCUGAGGUACGAUCCGCUAGGGUACGUUGAGCGUUUUAUCAUCGACACGGCUAAGAUUAGCGUCUUAUUUUCACAUCAAAUCAUUUGGAAUAUGCUUGCCAAUAGUUACAAGGACGACGACGGUGAAAUACCAGACGACUUGAAGCCUACAUUGGAUAGAAUUCACGAUAAGAUGCUCGCCUCCUUUAGCGCAGAGCAAAAAGACUUCUACGAGCGAGAAUUUAGCUUCUUUAAUGAAGUGACAGGGAUCUCAGGAAAACUGAGGCCCUACAUCAAAAAGACUAAAGCUGAGAAGAAAAUUAAGAUUGACGAAGAGAUGCAGAAAAUCUCUGUGUUGGACGGCGUGUACCUCCCUUCCAAUCCAGAUGGCGUUGUUGUUGACAUUGACCGGUCCAGCGGCAAGCCACUGCAAAGUCACGCUAAAGCGCCGUUCAUGGCCACGUUCAAGAUUGAAAAAACUGAACAAGAUCCGGACACAGGAGAAGAUAAAAAAGUUGAAAAGUGGCAGGGGGCCAUUUUCAAAGUUGGAGACGAUUGUAGGCAGGACGUUCUCGCACUGCAGCUAAUAUCCCUUUUCAGAACUAUAUGGUCGGCCGUCGGUCUUGACGUUUUUGUUUUCCCCUACCGGGUGACAGCCACGGCUCCCGGAUGUGGUGUUAUCGAUGUGCUGCCAAACUCUAUUUCAAGAGACAUGCUUGGAAGAGAAGCCGUCAACGGGCUCUACGAGUACUUUACCACCAAAUUUGGGCAUGAAAACACAGUUGAGUUCCAGCACGCCAGAAACAACUUUGUGAAGUCGCUGGCGGGAUACUCAGUCAUUUCUGAGUUACUGCAAUUCAAGGACAGACACAACGGAAACAUAAUGUACGACGACCAAGGCCAUUGUUUGCAUAUUGACUUCGGCUUUAUCUUCGAUAUCGUACCUGGUGGUGUGAAGUUUGAAGCCGUCCCCUUCAAAUUAACGAAGGAAAUGGUGAAAGUCAUGGGCGGUUCCCCAGACACGCAAGCUUACCGUGAAUUCGAGGAACUCUGUAUCAAGGCCUACCUUGCAGCCCGUCCCCAUAUGGAUUUAGUCUUGGAGUGCGUGACGCCGAUGUUGGGUAGCGGACUUCCUUGCUUCAAUGGCAACAAGACCAUCCGAAACCUGGAGUCGCGUUUUGUGCCACAUAAGACAGACUACGAGGCUGCGCAGCACAUGUUGUCGCUUAUCAAAAAGUCCUAUGAAAGUUUAUUCACUAAAGGUUAUGAUGAGUUCCAGCGGUUGACCAAUGGAAUUCCUUACUGA
Messenger RNA from Lachancea thermotolerans CBS 6340, 5655 nucleotides. It is a transcript of the gene STT4, whose product is annotated as 1-phosphatidylinositol 4-kinase STT4. Gene Ontology annotation, cellular component: cytoplasm; plasma membrane. Bases 1 to 5655 code for a protein of 1884 amino acids. Gene Ontology annotation, molecular function: 1-phosphatidylinositol 4-kinase activity. The record is from RefSeq and is a predicted model, not a curated record. NCBI's taxonomy places the organism in Eukaryota, Fungi, Ascomycota, Saccharomycetes, Saccharomycetales, Saccharomycetaceae. Gene Ontology annotation, biological process: phosphatidylinositol-mediated signaling; phosphatidylinositol phosphate biosynthetic process. The transcript is spliced from 2 exons.